GCGGUGUGUUUUUGUCAGUCGGCGGUGCAGCGAUCAGAGCUAAACUAUAACGAGGUGACAACUGAUGUGAGGAGAGAUCCAUAACAGACUGCCGAGAUGACUCCACCUGCAACCUGAUUGGCCAAUAUGUUGUCGGACAACUUGUCAAUGUUUCACUGCUCAGUGAUUAGAAAACAACACCGCGGGAGAAACACUAGCUAGGACAACAGCAAGCUGAGCAGUAUGCUGGACGUGGGGAAGUGGCCCAUGUUUGCGCUCCUUCCUCCUGAGGAGCUACGGCUUAUUCGGCAGGCUUGUGUCUUUGGCAGUGCUGCAAAUGAAGCCCUCUAUGUCACAGUUAAUGAUGAGGUCUUUGCUCUGGGCACCAACUGCAGCGGCUGUUUAGGCCUCGGAGACCUUCAAAGCACGAUAGAGCCGCGCCGGAUUGAUGUCUUGUGUGGAAAGAAGAUCGUGUCCCUAAGCUAUGGAACGGGACCACAUGUGGUUAUCACUACUGCAGACGGAGAGGUGUUUGCUUGGGGCCAUAACGGCUACAGCCAGCUGGGCAAUGGCACCACCAACCAUGGACUGACCCCCGCCUUGGUUUCCACCAACCUCCUCAGCAAGAGAGUGACAGAGGUGGCCUGUGGCUCCCACCACACUAUUGCCCUCACGACUGAUGGAGAGGUGUUCGCAUGGGGUUACAACAACUCGGGCCAAGUAGGUUCGGGGUCUACGGCCAACCAGCCGACACCACGGCGGGUUAGCAGCUGCCUGCAGAACAAAGUGGUGGUGAACAUAGCCUGUGGUCAGCUCUGCUCUAUGGCUGUACUGGACAACGGAGAGAUCUAUGGUUGGGGCUACAAUUGCAAUGGACAGCUUGGUUUGGGCAACAAUGGGAACCAGCAGACCCCAUGCAGGAUCGCUGCUCUGCAAGGUGUCAACGUCGUGCAGGUUGCCUGUGGAUAUGCGCACACGUUGGCACUCACAGACGAAGGGAUGGUUUACACCUGGGGAGCCAACUCCUAUGGGCAGUUGGGAACAGGCAACAAGAGUAACCAAGCUCUCCCCACCCUAAUAAACACUGACAAGGAGAGAAUGGUGGAGGUGGCUGCAUGUCACACCAGCCACACGUCAGCUGCCAAGACGCAGAGCGGGCAGGUUCUGAUGUGGGGUCAGUGUCGAGGUCAGGCUGUGGCCAGCCCCCACCUCACCCACUUCAGCAGCACAGACGACGUGUUUGCCUGCUUCGCCACGCCAGCGGUCACGUGGCACCUCCUCUCAGUAGAUGGCGAUGACUACCUGACCGUUGCCCAGUCUCUGAAGAGGGAGUUUGACAGCCCAGAGAUUUCCGACCUUAAGUUCUUGGUUGACGGGAAGUGUAUCCAUGUUCACAAAGCGCUGCUGAAAAUCAGGUGUGAGCAUUUCCGUGCACUGCUGAAUGAAACCGAUGAGGAUGCCAUAGAAGUCCACCAGUUCUCAUACCUGGUGUACCGAGCCUUUCUGGAGUACCUCUACACGGACACCAUCAACCUGCCACCAGAGGAUGCUAUUGGCUUGCUGGACUUGGCCACGUACUAUCGAGAGACCCGGCUGAAGAGGCUGUGCCAGGAAACCAUCAAGAGAGGCAUUUCUGAGGAGAACGCCAUCACUCUGCUCUCUGCCGCUGUCAAGUAUGAGGCGCGGCCCUCUUCAUUUUUAGGACCUGGAGGAGUUCUGCUUCAAGUUUUGCGUCAACCACCUAACGGCUGUCACGCAGACCCAGGCCUUUGCGGACAUGGACCACGACCUGCUCAAGAACUUCAUUAGCAAAGCCAGCCGCUACGGGGCCUUCAAGAACUGACUAGAGGGCCCCCGUAGCGACGGACUCGACGUGAUGCGGUCUCGGUUCACUGAGGCCCUGAGAGUCGACCCUAGCCCAAAGUAAACACCAGGCUGAUGAGCGCUUCAAUGUCGCUGGGGAUGUUAACACUGGAGAUGCAAAUUGCUUUAGGUUCCGCCCUCUAACUGAUGCGUCCGUGUGUUGCUGCCCUAAAACUAUCCCAAACACAAUAGCUGCUCGGGGCGUAAAUAUUGGGUGUCCCCACUCACUCAGUCACGAGCCAACAGUGCAGAGGCACGAAUAGAAAGUGGUCUUUGUGUCAUUGACAAUAGGCUGGGCUACUAACUGGAGGUGUCUGAUUGGUUUGAUCAACAGACGGAUGGGGUGCCUCAUUACAGCCAGCUCAGACACAAUGCCUGGAAACGCUGCUCGCUAUUCAUUGCAUUACAAGGGGUUUGGCGUUUGAGGUGUGGGACAAAUUAUCAAUGCGCAUAUCGCACUGUAGCCAUGAAUUGAGCCUUCAAGUUGUGCUGCUUUUCUGUGAAGCCUUGAUUCUCCAACACCCUGGAUUGAGAAGUAGUGUUUAAUGAGGAAAAACACAAGCGCUUCUUCUUUUUGAGAAAACUUGUGAUGGACACCCCUUUUUUUUUUUUUUUUUUUUCCUUCUUCUUCUAAACAGCUGUAGCUUGUAUCUGGUCAAUGAUACCAUCUGUUCUCUUGCAUAACUUCAUUUUGCCAUUUUGUUUUAUAUUGUAAGUGUUCACCUUUGCCAUCCAAGCUUAUGGUUACUGAUUGAUGUCGACUGACAUUUGCACUGUUUUGCUGUCGACAGUUGGCAGACAGGUGCAGUCGGUUACACUCGGUGUGCAGCCGCAAACAGUGUCUGACUCACAGGAGCAUAUUGAGUCCUGUGUAGCCUGUGGGUGAUGUCACACUGUAGGUGCAGCUGAUUUUACAGAUGUUUCAUUUGCAAUUUGCUAUGUUUACAAAUGUUUUUUUUAAUUUUAUUAUCAUUGUCUGUAUGUUGGCAGCAACAUUCUGGAUCUUUUUACAAGUCUUGCUGUGUGUCAGUCCCCCGGUAGAACCUUGUGGGAACUAAAUAGUGCCGGCUUGGUGGAAUCGCCAACUGACUGUUAAAUAUAAGACCACAAGGUCUUUAAACGUAGUCACCAGAUAAUUCACCAGAUACAUCUAACUAGAAAUGUAACAAAACGCUCCUACUUUUAACAAGCCAAUUAUUGUAUUUUGUUUUUGUGGAAUAUUUUGAUAAUUACUAAAGAAAAUGCCUGUGUGUUCUCAUUUUGUAUGGAAAAAAAUGCUGUAAUCUGCUGACAGUGACACAAAGGGUAACAUUUGUAAUUUGAAAUAUAUUAAAUUGAGUAACUAUGAA
Molecule: messenger RNA, 3191 nt
Organism: Anarrhichthys ocellatus (wolf-eel)
Lineage: Eukaryota; Metazoa; Chordata; Actinopteri; Perciformes; Anarhichadidae
Gene: rcbtb2
Product: regulator of chromosome condensation (RCC1) and BTB (POZ) domain containing protein 2
Exons: 12
Coding region: 223-1788 (521 amino acids)
Molecular function (GO): protein binding
Source: RefSeq, a predicted model, not a curated record